Messenger RNA from Laccaria bicolor S238N-H82, 500 nucleotides. RefSeq lists its product as uncharacterized. The transcript has a single exon. NCBI's taxonomy places the organism in Eukaryota, Fungi, Basidiomycota, Agaricomycetes, Agaricales, Hydnangiaceae. Bases 135 to 401 code for a protein of 88 amino acids. The record is from RefSeq and is a predicted model, not a curated record.
UUUUAUUCCUUGAACUACUUACUAUACAUCAAGUUAUAUGUAAUUCUAAGAGAGGGAGCAAGAGCACGACCCCGGAAGGUACCCACUAAGAAUCCUCACCGUCGACGGCCUAGUUUCGGCGCAUCGGUGUCAACAUGUGGUCUCCGCGGCCGUGGUCGAGUGAGACGCAGUGGUGGCUUUGUCGGAGAGGGCGCUGGCGUUUUCGCCGUCAUUCGGGGCUGGUUAGUGGGGAGGCGACCUGGCUGCAGGGUGGGUGCUGUAUCCCCUGUUGGUUCGCCAAGCGGCACUGGGUCUUCCUCGAUGGGGCUCAGCGCUGGAUUCCGUCUGUUGGGGCAUGUUCGUGGCCCGAUUCCGUCAGCGUGGGUGGUUUAUCCUGGGCGCUGGGUUGUUGCCGUGGUUAGUUGGGCAGUUUUGUAGGCGUUUUCACAGGCGGUUAGUCGUAAUCCGAGGGUUGCGUUUGCGAGGGGAAUUGGUUUGGGGGCGAACGUGGCAUGAGGUGG